Helobdella robusta is the source of this 1059-nucleotide messenger RNA. RefSeq lists its product as hypothetical. The annotation marks the transcript as partial. NCBI's taxonomy places the organism in Eukaryota, Metazoa, Annelida, Clitellata, Rhynchobdellida, Glossiphoniidae. The transcript has a single exon. The record is from RefSeq and is a predicted model, not a curated record.
AUGGUGUCGGGUCCAAGUUUGCAAAUCUGUUUCAUCUUUGCAAUGUUCAAAGUUGAGAGUGCAAUUUUUGAAGAUUUUGCUGAUGUUGUUGUUGCAAAUUGUGCGGUAGUUACUGAUGUGGCAGACGAAAUAGUCAUCAGAACAUUCAAAAAUUUUGUUGAAGGUUUCGCAGCAACAACUGUUGUAGUUGUUGGCAUGGCUGAAAUUGUUGUACUUGCAGUUGCAGUAGACAGUGGUGCAACUACGAAAGACACUCCCGUAGAAUCUGUUGAAACUUUUGGCGCAGAGGUCGUUGCUAAUGAAAAAUCAGUAACAGAAGAUUUAGUGACAGACGUUGGCGAUUUCAGUGCAAUCUGUUUGCCCUUGCUAAAACUAGGCCUCACAAGGCAGUUCUUUGGAGGUGAUCUUGAAGGGAGAGGGAAAACUUUCCCAGGUGUUGUUAGAUGCUUCCUUUUUCUCAAAACUACCGUUUUCAGAGAGCUAGCAUUACUGCCACUACCACUGGAAGUAUUAUUGUCAUCACCCUUGUUGUUAAUGGUAUCAAAAGUAGUAGCAGUAGUAACUGCAGCUGCUGGUGUAGUAGCGACAGUAGUACUAGAUGAGUUAGAAUAUGAUGAUGGCGUUGAAAUCAAAAUCUCUUUGGGCUUAUGUUGUAUGGAUGAAGAUUUUGUAGUCGAGGCGGCUGUAUCAUUGUUUAUGACACUGUUCUGUGUAGUUGAAAUUUUCAGCUUUGUCGAAUUUCUAACUGUAUUCGCCUCUGAACUUGUUUCUGCUGCUGAUGAUGUCGCUGUAGUAGUUGAUGACGUUUUCAAGAUUGUUGAUGGUGCUGAUACUUUCGUUAUCGGCCUCAUAGAAGCCAGAGCAUCGACAGCCAAUGUGGUAGUUGAUGCAGCUGCAGACAUUGUUGAUGUCGUUGCUGGCGAUGUUACAGACAUCAAUAAUGACGAUGUUGACGUAGAUGAAGACGGUAGCGUACUUUUAAUCUUUCCAAUCGCAUCCGUUGACGACGAAGAUGACGUCACAGAUGACGUCACAGACGACUUACUAGUGGCAGCAAAC